GAUUACUAUUCCACGAAUGUACACGAAUGUACAAGGUCAUGGAUUCGCAGUGGUACCCGAACCCUAUCCGAGUAAUCACACCAAAAAACAACCAGUCUGCCCCCGGAUCAUACCAUACGCACCGGGGGCCGACGAAUCGGAUUUGUUUUGAAGCGGAUUCGUGUCACAGCGGAUUUCGGGCACUUCGCGGGCCCCGUCAAAAGCCGUCGCGGAAGCCAAGAAAUAAACAUAUUGGCAGUUAAGAGGUUAAUCAAAGACUCUAACGCAAUGGAUUGUGGAUAUAAAUACGAGAUCAUGGACGACAUAACAAUUUCAUCUCAUCUCUUCACCAUCAAACAAGACUUAGACUACAAAACACUCGCAAUCCACAAGGAACUUCACAUCAACCAUGGCACUCGAGGAGAUCAAAGAGAGGUACGAGGCCGAGCGCCUCAAGCGUUUCCGCCCCGAAAUGGACAAACAAUACAUCGACACGCGGGCCGCUGAGUUCCCCAAGUCACUGGUACGCGAUCCCUGGAUCGACUACGACGCCAUCGCAGCCAGCGAGCCCCCCGUUGUGGACGGAGGAGAGGUCAAGGUGCUUAUCCUCGGCGCAGGCCACAACGGACUCCUCCAGGCCUACCGCAUAAUUGAGGCAGGGAUUUCGGUCUACGACAUGUGCAUCGUCGAGAUCGGGGGCGGCUUCGGCGGUACCUGGUACUGGAACCGCUACCCUGGCCUGAUGUGCGACGUGGAGGGCUACACGUAUAUGCCGCUCCUGGAGGAGUUUGGCUACAUGCCAAAGCACCGUUAUUCGUACGGGCAGGAGAUCCGGGGCCAGAGCGAGCGCAUCGCAAGGCGGACGGGACUGGACGAGAGGGCGCUGCUCGGCACGCGCGUCGACAGCCAAAUUUGGGACGAGAAGGCCGGGCGGUGGGUGGUUGCCAUGACGCAGGACCUGGGACCAAAGCACGGCAAGCGAACCUUUACGGUAAAGGCGCAGUACGUCGUUGCCGCUACUGGCGUUUUCCCCAUGCCCAAAAUCCCUCGCCUGCCUGGAUUGGGCGAAUGCAUGGCGGCGAACAAGCUUAAAAUCAUCCACACGUCGCGCUGGGACUACGAAUACACGGGCGGAUCUCAGGCCGUGCAGGACUUGGUAAACCUCAAAGACAAAACCGUCGCGGUGGUGGGCACCGGCGCUACGGCAAUUCAGGUGGUGCCGGCCGUGGCCAAAUGGGCCAAGCAUUUGUACGUCGUCCAGCGCACGCCGUCGUACGUGGGCCCGCGGGGACAGAAAGAGACGGAUCCCAAAACCUGGAAAAAGGAGGUUGCGUACAAAAAGGGCUGGCAACGGGAGCGCAUCAUCAAUUUCAACCAGCUACUAACCCGCGAGGAGCCGUACUUGGGCAAAAAUCUCGUCGAUGACGGUUGGACGCACACUCCCGCCGGAGCAGGCCUGCUCGGCAGCCGCGCCAAGGGAAUCAUAUCUCCCGACAAGAUCUCCGAGCAUAUUGAUGAAAUGCUGGCGGUAGAUGAUGCAAGGACCAAAUUUGUGCGUGACCACAUACAAAAGACGGUCAAGAACCCCGAGACGGCCGAGAAGCUCAAGCCGUGGUAUCCAUCGUGGUGCAAAAGGCCAGCCUUUCACGACGAUUAUCUCAUCGCCUUCAACCGCGACAACGUCACCUUGAUUGACACGGACGGCAAAGGCAUGGGAGGCUAUGCGGAUGACGGCAUUAUUGUCAACGGCGAAAAGCUCCAAGUCGACGUGCUUAUUUUGGCAACGGGCUUCACCUCCAGCUCGAACCUCGUCGCCGACGAGAGAAUGGGAACCGUCGUAAAGGGCGCCAAUGGUCGUGAUUUAGGAGAGUACUGGACCGCCAAAGAAUUCUUGACGCCGCACAUGGGCGUCGGCAUGCGCGAUUUCCCCAACAUGUUUGCGUUCGUUGCGAGCGGAUCCGGUUCGUCCUACAACCUGACAAGCUCGCUGGACACCACGUCCCGGCUCACUGCGCACAUCAUUACGACGGCGGAGAAGCAGGCCGGCAGCAGUGCCGCCGACAAGGUUGUGGUCCGAGCCACCAUCGAGGGGCAGGAGAAGCACAGCGCCGAGGUCAGGAAGCGGGCGGCGUGGUAUGCGGACCUGGGCAUUUGCACGCCGUCCUACUUUACCGGCGAAGGCGUCUCGCUGAUUCAGCCCGACACUCCCGAGGAGCGACUUGCAAAGGCCAACCACGCAGGUUGGGGAACCGGACCUGUGGAUUGGCUCGAAUAUGCCGAGAAGUGGAUGGCUGAGGGUAUUGAAGGGUUUGAGGUUACGCUUGCUGGCGGAUCAAACGGUUUGGCCAAGUGAAAAGUAUAGAUGAUCUAUUUGGAUAGGUUAGAUUAUGACAGAAGAAAUAAAGGCCCUA
Messenger RNA from Pyricularia oryzae 70-15, 2390 nucleotides. RefSeq names its product phenylacetone monooxygenase. NCBI's taxonomy places the organism in Eukaryota, Fungi, Ascomycota, Sordariomycetes, Magnaporthales, Pyriculariaceae. The transcript has a single exon. The coding region runs from base 389 to 2332 and encodes 647 amino acids. Gene Ontology annotation, molecular function: oxidoreductase activity. The record is from RefSeq and is a predicted model, not a curated record.